GGGUGCAGCCGCCUCCCGGGCUAGGACAACAAACCCUGCGGUGGCGGCGGCGCGCGGCGGGGGCGGGGCAGCGGCGGCUCGUGCGACGCGGCGGCUGGUGCCGGACAAUGGAGGCAGCAGCGGUGGCGGCGGCGGCGGGGGGCCCGAGCUGGGCGGCGGCGGCGGCGGGGGGGGAGCGGGCGGCGCUGAGCGGGGAGAACGAGGCCGAGAGCCGGCAGGGCCCGGCGGAGCGCAGCGGCGAGGCGGCGCCGCUCAACCUGUUGGACACUUGCGGCGUGUGCGGGCAGCCCAUCCAGAGCCGGCGGCCCAAGCUGCUGCCUUGCCUGCACUCGCUCUGCCUGCGCUGCUUGCCGCUGCCCGAGCGCUACCUCAUGCUGCCGCCCCCCGCGCCCGCCGCCCCCCGCGACCCGCCGCCCGCCGCCUCGCCACUGCACUGCACGACCGUUGGUGUUAUCCGCUGUCCAAUUUGUGGUCAGGAAUGUGCAGAGAGACACAUCAUAGAUAAUUUUUUUGUAAAGGAUACCACAGAGGUUCCCAGUAGCACAGUGGAAAAGUCAAAUCAGGUCUGCACAAGCUGUGAAGACAAUGCAGAAGCAAAUGGUUUUUGUGUGGAAUGUGUAGAAUGGUUGUGUAAGACCUGUAUCAGAGCUCAUCAAAGAGUUAAAUUCACAAAGGAUCACACAGUCAGACAGAAAGAGGAAGUAUCUCCAGAGGCAGUUGGUGUAACCAGUCAGCGACCUGUGUUUUGCCCUUCCCACAAAAAGGAACAGUUAAAACUCUAUUGUGAAACUUGUGACAAGUUGACAUGCCGGGACUGCCAGUUACUGGAACACAAAGAGCACAGAUACCAGUUUAUAGAAGAAGCUUUUCAGAACCAGAAAGUGAUCAUUGAGACGCUUAUCACCAAGCUAAUGGAGAAGACUAAAUACAUAAAGUUUACAGGGAAGCAGAUCCAAAACAGAAUCCUUGAAGUGAACCAGAACCAAAAGCAAGUUGAACAGGACAUUAAAGUCGCUAUAUUUACACUGAUGGUGGAAAUAAACAAAAAGGGUAAAGCUCUGUUGCAUCAGUUAGAGAGUCUGGCAAAAGAACAUCGGAUGAAACUUCUGCAGCAACAGCAGGAAGUGGCAGGUCUUUCUAAACAACUGGAACAUGUCAUGAAUUUUUCCAAAUGGGCAGUUUCCAGUGGGAGCAGCACAGCAUUGCUAUACAGCAAACGUCUGAUUACAUAUCGGCUACGAUAUCUCCUUCGAGCACGAUGUGAUGCCUCACCAGCGAGUAGCAACACCAUCCAGUUUCAUUGUGAUCCUAGCUUCUGGGCUCAAAAUAUUUUCAAUCUAGGUUCUUUGGUAAUUGAAGAUAAAGAAACUCCACCACACGUGCCCAAGAGCCCUGUGAUGGAACCAAAUUUACAGCCACAAAGUGGUUUACCUACAAACCAGCUAUCCAAGUUUCCAACACAGAUCAAUUUAGCUCAGCUACGACUCCAGCACAUGCAGCAACAGGUUAUGGCUCAAAGGCAACAGGCUCAGCGGAGGGCAGGUCCAGUGGGUCUACCAAAUCCGAGAGUUCCAGGACCAGUGCAGCAAGCUCCUACUCAUCAGCAUCCACCUCCACGCUUGAUUAACUUUCAGAAUCACAGCCCCAAGUCUAAUGGGUCAGUUCUUCCUGCACAACCACAGAUGAGGUUUCCCCAGACCCAGAACCAGAGCAUACCAAAACAAAACAUAAAACCCAACCCAUUACAGAUGGCAUUCUUGGCACAGCAAGCUAUCAAACAGUGGCAGAUCAGCAGUGGACAAACUUCAGCUGCCCCAUCAACUGCAAGUAGCACAACAUCCACCCCAUCCAGUCCCACAGUUACUAGUGCUGCAGGAUAUGACGGAAAGACGUAUGGUCCACCUCUGAUAGAUUUGAGUUCUCCACUGGGUAGCUCCUAUAACCUACCUUCUCUUCCUGAUAUUGAUUGUUCGGGAAACAUUACACUGGACAAUAUUGUGAGGAAAGAUGGCAUUGUAGAGCAUACACAGCCAAAACCCCUUUCAAACAGAACUGUCCAGUCUCCAAAUUCAUCAGUGCCAUCUCCAGGCCUCUCUGGAGCAGUAAGCAUGACUAAUAUCCAUCCUCCAAUUCGCUCACCCAGUGCUUCUAGUGUCGGAAGUAGAGGCAGGAUUGUAUUUAUAAAGGGGAAAAAAGACAUUACUGUAAUCCCAAUGAAAAAUAACCAAAAAAGCUCUGGCUCAUCCAGCAGACCACCUGGAGCUGAUUCUACCCACAGAGUCCCUGUUGUCAUGUUGGAGCCAAUCAGGAUUAAACAGGAAUCUAGUGCACCAAGUGAGAACUAUGAUUUCCCAAUUGUCAUAGUAAAACAAGAAACAGAUGAAGAAUCCCGUCCUCGAAAUGCCAACUUUUCAAGAAGCAUACUUACCUCAUUGUUGUUGGAUAACAAUCAUAAUUCCUCUUCUGAUGAAACUGUUUUAAGAACAGAUGCUCCAGAUAGCACAGGUGACCAACCAAGGAUACUUCAGGAGAGCACAUCUAAUGGAAAGACAACAUGGAUAGGUGCCUCUCACAUUGGGGAUAGCAGAAAAGAGGAUGACCCCAAUGAGGACUGGUGUGCAGUGUGUCAAAAUGGAGGGGAGCUCCUUUGUUGUGAGAAAUGUCCAAAAGUAUUCCACCUUACUUGUCAUGUCCCUACACUGAUGAACUUUCCAAGUGGAGAAUGGAUUUGCACAUUCUGUCGGGACUUGUCCAAGCCAGAAGUAGAAUAUGAUUGUGAUAACCCCAGUAACAAUGCUGAGAAAAGAAAAUUGGAAGGAUAUACAGGAUUGGCACCAAUUGACCGGAGGAAGUGUGAAAGGUUACUGCUGUACCUCUACUGCCAUGAAAUGAGCCUUGCUUUUCAAGAUCCAGUUCCUCCCACGGUACCUGAUUACUACAAAAUAAUCAAGAAGCCAAUGGACCUGUCAACUAUCAAAAACAGAUUGCAAGUAAACCAUUCAUUCUACUCAAAGCCAGAGGAUGUUGUGACUGAUUUCAGACUGAUUUUCCAAAACUGUGCUGAAUUUAAUGAGCCUGAUUCAGAAGUAGCAGAUGCUGGCAUGAAACUUGAAGUGUACUUUGAAGAGCUUCUAAAUAACAUUUAUCCUGAGAAGAAAUUCCCUGUACAACCUCACUCCCGGGUUGAGAAUGAAAAUUCAGAACUUGCUGAUGACUCGGACGAUGAUUUUGUACAGCCCCGGAAAAAACGUCUCAAAGUAGAAGACCGCCAGUUCCUUAAAUGAAUCGCAUGUACUGUUACGAAGCUUUUUUUAAACUAAAAAGUAUUUAUCUGUCAAUUGUCAAGAAGGAAAAUCAUGACCAUUUUGACCUGUAGGUUUGUGAUGUUUACUAGACUUUUUUUCUCCGCCCUUCAAACACACAAAUCUACUGGAAAUUGAGGCAUGUGGAGAGACUUUUCUGUGAAGUUCAGUACUUACAUCCCACUUUUGGAAUACCACUAAAAGAGCAACCUGAGGUGACAGUUGCUCAACUCUGCUUAAGGGAAGAAAAAAAGAUUUUGUACAGAAUUAAACUGUAAAAUGUUACAUGAGUUCAUCAUGUGGCUUUCUCACGUUUUGAGAAAAUGUGAUAUCACCAGACAUUAAUUCUACCAAAGGCAUGUGGCUGGCCAUAAUUUGAGUUUUGUACUGUAUUUAACCCCAAGCCAUGAAAGCAGAUGAUGUAAUAUUGUUGUCCUAGGAUACCUGACUGGUACAAUGGAAGUGUAGUUGCCCCCAAAGAAAUUACUGGUGAUAAUUUGAAACGUGGGGAGUGUAUUAAAAUAUAUUAAAAAAAAAAA
Messenger RNA from Alligator mississippiensis (American alligator), 3841 nucleotides. RefSeq names its product tripartite motif containing 24 (gene TRIM24). The record is from RefSeq and is a predicted model, not a curated record. The coding region runs from base 108 to 3284 and encodes 1058 amino acids. Lineage: Eukaryota; Metazoa; Chordata; Crocodylia; Alligatoridae. Gene Ontology annotation, molecular function: zinc ion binding; protein binding. The transcript has 20 exons.